Molecule: messenger RNA, 510 nt
Organism: Adineta ricciae
Lineage: Eukaryota; Metazoa; Rotifera; Eurotatoria; Adinetida; Adinetidae
Source: the annotation of a GenBank genome assembly
AUGGUUUCGUUUUCGUCGUUCAGACCGCUAUUUGGUUUCUCUCCCACAGUUCCUCAAGGUUUUACAGAAUUAUUACCAAACUCUGCAAGAUCCACCCAAGGUUCGAUGAAAACAAUACCAAACUAUCGAUGGUUGCGUAGAUCCACCCAAGGUUCGAUGAAAACAACACCAAACUAUCGAUGGUUUGGAAGAAAGAAUGCCCAACCGUCAGCGGUUAUGUACACUCACCCAAAGUUUGGUAACGAUAUUGCCAAACUAUCAAUGAUUACAUGUAGUCGCUCAAGGUUUGGUAAAACUAUUGCAAAACUAGGAAUAGUUUUCUGUGGUGAUUCAAGUAUCGAUAGAAUUUCCUCACGAUUAUGUAUCAUGUUGUUCAGUUAUAAGCAAGUUUGUCAAGCGAUGGUACAAUAUAUUCUGUUCAAGUUUACGAAAAUCGUCGCCUUCUUGUUCUUUGUGUUGAUCAAAUCUUGUCGAUUUGCUCCAUAUAACUCACGUUAUUUCUAUCGAUAG